This is a messenger RNA of Sphaeroforma arctica JP610, 716 nucleotides long. RefSeq lists its product as hypothetical. The annotation marks the transcript as partial. Lineage: Eukaryota; Ichthyosporea; Ichthyophonida. Gene Ontology annotation, biological process: Notch signaling pathway; protein ubiquitination. The transcript is spliced from 3 exons. The record is from RefSeq and is a predicted model, not a curated record.
CACUGGCCAGAAAUUACUCUGCAACAGUGGAAGCACCACGGUGUCACCCACAGCACUGCACCGCAGAACCGACUGCCCGGGGUCAACCAGCCCCUGUCUGGUCUGACAGUCCACUGGGCGGCACAGCCAUGUACGCGUGUCCCAUUAGCCUUGCUAGUCUUCACAGCAAUCCAUACCAGCGCGUCCGUGCACAGGACAUCAGCAACGAGCCUUGCAUGGUGUGUCUGGAGGAUCUGGCACCAACGCGAAUGCCGCAUGAGCCAGAUACGACCACGUCUGCGUCGGAUAGAAGCUCUAUCGAUGUGGAUGGAGACCAGGAGCGUGCGCGGGUUUGUGUGGCGCUGAAGGCUUGUGCACAUCAGUACCACGAGGGGUGUCUGGCCGCAGCCCUAGCGAAUAGUAUGGCGUGUGCUAUCUGCCGAGCACCAGUGGCGCAGGGGAUGAGGGGCACCCAGCCGUCUGGGACGAUGCAAUACAAGAUGUAUCCGUUUUCCGCGGGUAUGCAGCAACAGUACCACCCCUCACCAGGUGUGAAACAUCAGGGAGCACGACGGAUCGCCUACUUGCCGGACAAUCGGGAUCGCAAGAUGCUGCUGAAUCGACUGUUGUACGCGUUUGAGCACGGCCUUACCUUCACGGUCGGAACCUCCUACACCUCCGGACAACCUAAUCAAGUGACCUGGGGGACCAAUCAAACACGGUAUGCAUUUGACUGA